AUGUGCAGGAAGUUGUUUUGAUGGUGUUUCUUGCAUUCAGCCAUUUUGAUUACAAGUGGACCAGCCGCCUCGCGAUAAAUAUACGACGUGUUAGCUCAGCCGAAGUAGGACAUUCCACGAAGGGUUUCACGAACUGAGUCAACACUAAACAGUGCUGCUAACGACAAAAAUGGCAGUAUUUGGAUCAUGGUUUGGACGUGAAGUAGAUCAGGAUCAUGUUGACUCCAUCAACGGCUUCUGGACAGUCCUUCUAUUGGUCGUGUGUUCUGUCGGAUCAUUCGCCUUACGUUACAUCACUACACCCAUUAGUUGUUGGUGCCCUGCUGAAUUCACAAGCUCUAUGAUCUCUUACACACAGGAAUCGUGUUUUCUGAAGGACAUGUAUUAUAACAAAUCAAUGUCUGUUAAUAAUGACGACGAAACAAAACCUCCCUCUGUUCCCUCCUUCCACCUCUGGAUACCCCUCAUACUCUUCUUCCAAGCCCUCGCCUUCAAAGUACCAAACAUCAUCUGGAACAGCUGCAAGCACUUGCUCACUCUUAAUAUGGAGGAAACUGUCGAGUCCCUGAAGAGUGUACAACUGACCAGUCCGGAGAAUCGCCAGGCCAGUUUCAGUGAUGCAGCCCGGGUAUUUGGAAGUCUUCUUAGAAGAAAUCGAUUCUUUCUGGCUCUGUUGUACCUAUUUGUGAAGCUCCUCUCAUGUAUUAAUCUCAUAGCUCAGUUUAUGUUCCUGACGACUUACUUUAGACAAUACCUAGCAAUCAGGGUUGGGUCCUAUGCUGAUUUUGAUAUUGACUCCAUCAUAAAACCAUUACUUGUAAAAGAUAUAUAUUGCCAUGUUCAAGUUCAGUUCCUGCAGAAUACCCAGAUAUUUUCAGUUCAGUGUACUCUGCAAAUCACCGAAAUCUAUGAGAAGAUGUUCAUAUUCCUGUGGUACUGGGUCUUCCUUCUGGCUAUCAUCACAAUCCUAAAUCUUGUCCUGUGGGCAGGAUUUCUCUUCCUACCGUUCCUAAGAGAUGGCAGGAUAGCUGCCCACGUCAACGCUUCCAAAGGAGCUCGCCCUAACGAACCCGCUGUAACACGAUUCAUCAGCAGUUUCCUCGGAAUCGAUGGUGUGUUUAUCCUGUCUAUGAUCUGCCGGAAUUCCAGCGAGUUAGUUGCAGCAGAUCUUACCCAACAUUUGUACCAGGUGUUUCAGGAGAAGGAACGGGAAUGGCAAAACCAGCGCAACCUCUACACAGGAGAAACGGAAGGUGGCGCUGUCGUAACCGGAGCAACAGGAACCAUAGCAGCUUUACCAAUGAGGACGCUACCACAUUGUGCCGAAAGCCCGGAGAAAGCGCCUACUAUGUGAGAGUAGUACUUAUGUAUCGUGCAUGGAACUCGAAAAAAUCGUGCAUUUGUGAAUAACGUUUUCGUGUUUCGGUAUUUCUCGUGGCUAUUCAACAUAGUUGGUAUUCCUGUCAGCUCUAAGUUGAAAUCUAGAUUUGUUUUUCUCCAAGAAUUCACUUGAUUACCGCGUCAUGUUAUAUAUGCAUCUCCUUAUAUAAAUAUAUUUAUGUGUCCUUAUAUUCACUAUUUAUUAGUUUAGAUGCUGAAUUACAAGUACCAGACUCUGAUGUGCAGUUUGCCGUUAUUUCUUUGUGUCGACGUUGUGUUUUAUAUUUCUGCUCCUUCCCAAUGUUUUGUUUGCAUGGCCUGACAGGCUCAAACUGAUAUGAAGACAAUCAGGUAGCUUGCAAAUUGGAGCCAUUUCCCUUUUACUAACUUGCAUUUACUGUUCGGUGCUCAUUUUGGACAGGCCUUAAAAACUUCUCGAAUUGCUUUGACGAUCUUCUCAAUAAUCUUGAACCCCAUUCACCUCACUUCACCUAAUUCCUAGCCAGGCCCAGAAACUUGUCUCGUACGUGAACAGUCAUUUUUAAGUUUGAUCCUUCAGCUCUGCUUUCCAUGUAUAUUUUUAUCCAAUGUCAGUAACGUAUUGAACAAUAAACACAUACAUGUAAAUGCAAACCAUGUUUUGACAGUUCUUAGUGGAAAAGGUAGACCUAGUUGUUUCGUUAGUCGUUAAUUUAUUAACACUGGUAAAUAGUUAGAUUGAUUAAUUUGCAUAUUUCAUGUUUGCGAUACCCUCACUGUAUGUCGGUUUAGUCAGACGACAUGGUAGAGAAGGUCGAUCAUGGUAAAUACACUAAUUUUAGGGCUCCAUAUAUGUAUAUAUGAUUAUAUUCGUUGCCUAACCUGUAUAUACUUUCUGUUAGGCAAUAUAUUCUAAGUUAGUGUAGGAUGCAAACAGUAUUUUGUCCAAACACUGCUGCUAUUAGGUUUCUUAGGUCACGUGACCUUCCACCAUUGCACGUACACGCUUUGGGCAUAGUACUAGAUCUAAUAUAUAUAGAUAUUGAAGUUUGUAAAAUGACAAUAUAAACUAUCUCCCUGGUUGUUGCACACGUUGUUGGUUAU
Haliotis rufescens (red abalone) is the source of this 2463-nucleotide messenger RNA. RefSeq names its product innexin unc-9-like. The transcript has 2 exons. Bases 170 to 1354 code for a protein of 394 amino acids. Gene Ontology annotation, molecular function: gap junction channel activity. NCBI's taxonomy places the organism in Eukaryota, Metazoa, Mollusca, Gastropoda, Lepetellida, Haliotidae. The record is from RefSeq and is a predicted model, not a curated record. Gene Ontology annotation, cellular component: gap junction; plasma membrane.